CCUCUGUCCUGCUUGUCUUAUGGAAGUUGUCAAUUGCUUUGUAUUUUGUCCCAGUUUUCCUGCUUUCAGUGCUUCCUGGAUAAUGGCGAAGAUGGUGAGAAGAACAUGUGCAUUUUGUGCAGAAGGGGAGGCUGGCUCUGUGAUGUAUAUUGCCACAGAUAAAGAUAUUGCAGCUCAUCAGGAUUGUCUGUUAUUUUCCUCAGGAUUUGUGGAAUCUGAAGAUCAAAACCCAGAAAAUCUGGGAAUAAGAUUUGAUGUGAAAUCAGUGGUAAAAGAGCUCAGCAGAGGAAAGCGGCUGAUGUGCAACUUCUGCCAGAAGAAGGGGGCCACGGUGGGCUGCGAGGAGCGCGCGUGCCGCAGGAGCUACCACUACUUCUGCGCGCUCUGCGACGACGCCGCCGUGGAGACCGACCAGGUCAACGGCAUCUACCGAGUGUUCUGCCCAAAACAUGACCCAGGGAAUAGGACCAAUCACUAUGGUGCAGCUAAUAAGAAAAGAAGACGUUCAUUGACAUGUCCCACCGUCACAGAAGAUAUGAGUACAGAAGACACAGCAGAAGAAAACCAUUUACGAAUACUAAAAAGAAAAAACAACAGGCAUAAAGUUCGAAUAGAAUUUGUUAGGAAGUGCAAACAAGCUGGGCUUCUGGAUGACAUAUUUGAAGAAAUGCUGGACACACUUCACCUGGCUCAGGAAAAACUGAUGAAUGACAACACUUCAGAAACAGAGUAUGAGGAGACAGUAAUGGCACUGUUUGACUGUGGACUGUUUGAAAAUAUACUGACAAAUGUUUAUUCAGGAACAGAAGAAAAAAUCCAGAAACUUCUUGAAAACAGAAAAAGACUGGAUCACAAGAUUGAGCUACUGCAGGACUUAAAAAAAGUCAUCCUUCCUACUCCAGAGAACAUCGCCAGUACAUCCAGUACAGUGUCUGAAUAACCUUUGUCUGUGAUGGUGCAAUAGUUAGGAUUUUCUAAUGAUAAAACACAUAGAGCAAUUGGGUCAGUGCCCAAUUCCCCAGCCCCAAGAUGGGGGCUGAAUGGGUGCAAGAAUAAGGCGUUAUACUAAUUUUUAUACCUCACUGUUACAGUAAUUUAAAGUUCUUCAAGUUUUCAAAUCUUCAUCUUGAAAUUUUUCCCUGGUUCCACUAAGAAUUUCUAUUUAUACUCCACAAUGGAAUAUAAAUGAGUGUUAUAAACUAAAUUUAGCUUUUGCAAGAGAACCAAACAGAAUACUCCAGUGAUGACUUUUUUCUCAAAGCCAAGGGAGUGUUCAGGUGCCACAGAACACUUGCUAAAGUCACUUUAACUAUGGGAACCCUCUCCUGGCUGGGCAGUAGUUACCUCGCUGUCUGUGUCUAGACAGUUAUGUUUGAAAGAUCAUAGUGCUGCUUUGGCUUUCCCAAAAAAGACAAAUGAGCAGAACUUGCACUCAAAGAAGCUUUCUGGAUUAUAAACAGGAGCUUAAUUAAAAAGCCAAAUUAUUCUUUAUUGACUGGUCAGGCUGUUCCUGCUGUAAUGUCAGUGGUAAAGCAGUGUUUGUAGGCAGCCUAGAAAGGGCUGGGCAUUAUACUCUGACCAUGUACAAUGUCAGAUGGAGCACAGCAGUGACUGCAUCUUCCUUUCUCCAUCAAGAAAGGGUUCAACUUUCACAUGUUUUGUCUUUAAAAUAUUGUUUGAAUACAGCAAAGCAUUGUUUAGCCACGACAGGCUAAGUUAAUAAAAUAAAACAUUUUUUAAAGGA
Sturnus vulgaris (Common starling) is the source of this 1744-nucleotide messenger RNA. It is a transcript of the gene PHF11, whose product is annotated as PHD finger protein 11. The record is from RefSeq and is a predicted model, not a curated record. Gene Ontology annotation, cellular component: nucleus. NCBI's taxonomy places the organism in Eukaryota, Metazoa, Chordata, Aves, Passeriformes, Sturnidae.